Molecule: messenger RNA, 2170 nt
Organism: Alligator mississippiensis (American alligator)
Lineage: Eukaryota; Metazoa; Chordata; Crocodylia; Alligatoridae
Exons: 4
Coding region: 224-898 (224 amino acids)
Source: RefSeq, a predicted model, not a curated record
UUGGCAGGGGCCAUUACUCUGCUUUAGACAGAAAUGCAGGACAAAACAUGAAGCCUUGAGAGAGAAUCUCGAGUCAGCAGAGUCGCUUCUUUCUGAAAUGCUUCGUGCCAGUGCAUCCAACUUUAUUGCUGGUGCAUGUGUUUUGGGGGGCAAUUAAUAGUGCCUGCAAGCUUGUUAAAAGGCCCAGUGGCAACUUGCACAUUUUAGCCUUUUGUAGAUAAGCAUGUCCUUCUUCUGCUGUUGUCACCGGCUCCCAGGUACUUCAGGAGAGAGGGAACCUCUUACUGCGCAGUACACAAGGCAACCCUCUCAAAACACUGGUGUCUGCAGUAAGGAGGGAACCCUUGCCAUGAAAGUGGUAAAUGUGCUCGAGAUUGACACACUGUUUUCAGAUAUCGCUGAAACUUUCAACAAGCAAUACGGGGAUCACUCUGCCAUGGAGGAAGCUAUCCGAAGGCUGAAAGAGGCUUCUGGCUGUGCUCCUACUAGCAGCCUGACCGACUGUAUAGACAAUAUAAAGCGGGAACAUGGUGCCUGCAAUUUGCAGGUGCACAUGGACGGCUAUAGCUUUUCACUCAUUGUAAAGGAGAAAGAAGUGCCUGCAGACCUGGAGCAGGCCCAACAGCAGGUGUGGGAACUGAAUCGUGCCACAAAGCAUGUCAUUGCUACAGAAACAAAACUCCAGGAAAUGAUCUGUUCAGUGCUUCAGAGCCAGAGUCAGCUGGCAGAGAGAAUGAAGGCUGAAAACCCAGAGUACCUGGACCAGGUACGGCUAGACGCUAAUCUGAGAGAGAAUAUCCAGACCGUGAGCCAGGCCAAAGAGCUCUCCAAGCAGUACGGCAAAGAUGCCAGCAGCGUGCUGAAAGAAAUGGCCCACCUAGCUGGUCUGAUCCUGUAAAACGUUCAAAAGUAAGGAUCCAGCUGGUAUUUAUACCUUCCCCUUUGUACCUAAAGUUUACAGAGUGCUGAAGAGCACAUCUUGGUACAGCCAUGAUUAUCUGGGCAAUGCAUAGGUAGUUGUACUAGGUCUGGUUUAUUUAGCCAAGGAACCUGAAUCAGGAGAGUAGGAUUUCUUCUCAAGAGGCUGAAGUGAUGGACAAAAAGUAUGUCCUCCUGUUCAUCUGCCAAGCACUCAAGCCCUCUUGCAGGGUUUCAGCCAACCAUCACCUCCAGUGCCUCUUAAAUAUCUGCAGAACCAGAGAAGUACAAAGUAAUGAGAGCUAGGCCAGAAUGUAGCCCAGAGACCAUAUGUGGCUUAUCUAAAGCCACUUAGACAAAACAGCUUAUAUAAGAAUUCAGAAGUCCCACCCCUAUUUUCUAGGUUCAACAAAGCUGUCUUCCAAACCAAAAGCAUUCCCUCAUGUUAAAACCAGGUGCUCAGACCAAGGCUUAAAAGUUCCCUUUGAAGCAAUAAAGAUCUACUUUGCAUUGCUUCUUAGAACUAUGGAAAGGAAAUAUGAUUAAUUGUGCCAUCAGAAGCUGCUCUUCCCCUGCUUCUAAUCUUGACAUUUCUCGAGGGCUUUCAUUGAGACAGAGAUUCACAUAUUACUGAAACCACAUGGGUGUCUUGCACUUUGGGAUUGAGAUGCAUAAAUACAGCUCUGGAGUGAUGGAAUAGCAGGAGUUGGUGCAGAUUAGGAUAAAGGUGCAUUGCAUGGAGGCAGCAAGGGAAGUGAAGCAGGAGUAGGACAGCAAGAGUACUAUGCUUUGGGUAUGAGGUGUAUUAUCUCAUGCUAGGAUAGCAUGGGGGCCACAAAUUUGGACUGAAGUGCAUCAAAAAAACCAUGAUGAUGACUUAAUGUUGGAACAACAUGGUUAUGUAUGCUUCAAAUCCAGAUUGAGAGGCAUCUGCCAGCCUGAAUGUGUUUGUAUUAUACUUAAUCACAGCUAGUGCCAUUAAUCUGCUUACUACAGACACCCUAGGUGAAUUCAAAUUGCAGCGUGCAAAUACCAGGGUGCUUGCCAUCAAGAAGGCGAAGGGGAGUCUACUGAACACUUAGCAGUGAUGUUUCAUCCCUUUGAAGACCAAUUGGAUUACACCUGAAUUGUCUUGCACACCUUCAACUGAGCCUUGAGGCUUAAGUCGACCAAGAGAAUUCAAUUUUUCUAUAAUUCUUUAGACCACAAAGCUACUCACUAAUACCAAGAAGAAAGUGGGCCUGUUGGGAGC